This is a messenger RNA of Dentiscutata erythropus, 263 nucleotides long. Lineage: Eukaryota; Fungi; Glomeromycota; Glomeromycetes; Diversisporales; Gigasporaceae. The record is from the annotation of a GenBank genome assembly.
AUGAAGAGCUGGCUAUGUAUCUUUACAUUGAAUAAAGAAGUGACGCAAUUUUGCAAAUUUGCUUCUUUAUUUCAUAAAGUGGGAGUAACUCUUGAUUACAAGCAUGCAUCUUUAACUCUAAGUCACUUGGAAACAACUCUCGUGGGAGCAACUCUUGAUUACAAGCACGCACCAAUCGAGAGUUUAACUCCAAGUCCCAAAUUUUGGCGCUCUAACUUUACAACUCUUGGUUAUGUUGCUGCACCAAUACAAAGAAUUACUGG